AUGUCUUCUUCUCUGGUUUCUCGCGCCGAAGGCGCAUCGUCAGCAUCUCCCUUGUCGUCCUCUUCUUCAGCCUCUCCAUCUCCUUCGGCAAAAUCACGCAGCUCGGCCACGACGCCGUCUACACCCAUCACACCCAUGGCACCCUAUUCGCCCGAGCUGCUCUCGCUCGACAAAACAAAACAGCAGCAGCAGCAGCAACAACAGCAACAGACGCCAACGUCAUUAGCAUCUCGCAUUCCGACUGUGGACGGCAAGAAACGACUGCCUCAAAACAUUGCCCACCGCGGCUUUCGUGCCAAGUUCCCCGAGAACUCCGUCGAAGCAUUCCGGGCCGCGCUGGCAAGCGGCGCCGUCGCACUCGAGACCGAUGUCCACCUGUCCAAGGACAAGGUCGUCGUCCUGUCACACGACGCGACGCUCAAGCGCUGCUUUGGCCGUCCGGACAAGAUUGCCGACUGCGACUGGUCGUUGUUGGAGACGCUGCGGACGACCAAGGACCCGCAUGUGCCCAUGGCGCGGCUGACGGACCUGCUGUCCUUUUUGUCGGAGCCGGGUCGCGAGCACGUGUGGGCGCUGCUGGACAUCAAGUGGGACGACGACGCCGAAGAACUGGUGACGCGGAUGGCCGAGACCAUCUUGGCGACACCGGGCGACUGGAGCAAGCGGAUUGUGCUCGGAUGCUGGCAGGAUAAGCUGCCCGGCUUCCCCAUUGCCUACAUUGGCUUUUCCCUCGCGUACGCCUACGAGUUGCUCAAGUACGACUGUGUCGGCUACUUCAACCUGUUGCAGGGGAUUUUGGUCGGCCCGCGCGGCCGUCGCUUCAUCCGUGAAGCCCACGCCAAGGGCCGUGGCAUCCUCGUGUGGACCGUCAACUCCGAAGAGUGGAUGGACUGGAGCAUCCACAACGGCGUCGACGGCGUCAUCACGGACGAUCCGUCCAAGUUUGCUGACGUCCGGAAGCGGUGGGAGCGUGAUGAGAAGGACGGUGAAGACGGUGAAGACGGCGACGAUGGCGACAAAGACGAUGCUGUGCCCGCUUCGGAACUGACACCUCUUCGGCGCACAGCGGACAAGGCACCGCCGACAGCCCACCCGCCCGACACCAAGACAUUGUCCGGCUUCUUCCUGCGGCGCUGGGCGAAGCUCUACGCCAUCAUCGGCCUGCUGCGGAUGCUGGAGCAGGUCUUUACCAACGUCAUGCGGGUCAGGAACGGCUGGGAAAGCAAGGUUGUUCGGGCAGCGCUGGAUCGGCCUUGA
Molecule: messenger RNA, 1257 nt
Organism: Sporothrix brasiliensis 5110
Lineage: Eukaryota; Fungi; Ascomycota; Sordariomycetes; Ophiostomatales; Ophiostomataceae
Product: glycerophosphoryl diester phosphodiesterase family protein
Exons: 3
Coding region: 1-1257 (418 amino acids)
Biological process (GO): lipid metabolic process
Molecular function (GO): phosphoric diester hydrolase activity
Source: RefSeq, a predicted model, not a curated record